UCCCAGACGCACGCACCACCCAAGACUCUCAGUCCUUGUACAGGAUGGCAGAAUCAGCCCUUUUUCUUUCAGCAAAGAGGGUUGCAGUUGUUACAGGAGCGAACAAGGGGAUAGGAUUAGAGAUAUGUAGGCAAUUAGCUUCCAAAGGGGUGAUGGUGGUUUUAACCGCUAGAGACCCGAAAAAGGGUAUUGAAGCUGUUCAAAGUCUCCAGGCCACGGCAUCUUGUGAUAAUGUCAUUUUUCAUCAGCUUGAUGUGGCGGACCCUUCAAGUAUAGCUUCCCUGGCAGACUUUAUCAAGACCCGAUUUGGGAAACUUGACAUAUUGGUAAACAAUGCAGCUGUUCUUGGUGUUAAAGUGGAUAGCAAUGCUCUUGAUUCUUUGGCUGAUCACGUGCCAGGAGGAUACAUUAAUUGGAAUGAGGUUUCGACUCAAGCUCAUGAUUUGGCGGAAGAAUGCUUAAAAACAAACUACUACGGACCAAAAAGCACAACUGAAGCAUUUGCCCCCCUUCUCAAAUUGUCUGAUUCAGGAAGAGUUGUUAACGUUUCCUCCUCAUCUGGGAAGCUAAAGUUCGUAGCGAAUAAUUGGGCACAAACAAUACUAAGCGAUGCAGAUUGCCUUACUGAAGACAGGAUUGAUGAAGUACUGAAUGAGUUUCUGAAAGAUUUCAAAGAGGGUUUUCUGAAUGCCAAAGGCUGGCCUUCUUUUCUGUCUGCUUAUACAUUAUCAAAAGCUGCCUUAAAUGCCUACACGAGGAUUGUGGCUAAGAAGUAUCCUGAGUGGAUGAUCAACUGUGUCUGCCCAGGCUAUGUUAAAACUGAUAUGAAUUACCAUAGAGGCGUCUUAUCCUCAGAAGAAGGUGCAGAAAGUCCCGUAUGGCUGGCCCUGUUGCCCCCCGGGGAAAAGCCAUCGGGAUUGUUCUUCUCCCAGAAAAUUGUCUCACCUUUCUAUUUGCAUUAUUGGCUGGAGUUUUGGGAGCUUCUGGACCAAACAAAGUGUCCAGUGUACAGAUCAAAACUUUGUGGAAUGACCAUCACGGAUCAAGAUAUGUGUCGAGAGGCAAAUUAUGAAAAUAUGAAGCCAAAAAAAAAAAAAAAAAAAAAGGAAAAAAAAAAAUCUAGAUUCCUCGUACCAGCCAUGGCAGAAGCAAAGAGGUAUGCAAUUGUGACCGGGGCAAACAAAGGGAUAGGAUUUGAGGUAUGCAGGCACUUAGCUUCUAAAGGAAUCACCGUGGUUCUGACUGCCAGGGAUGAGAAGAGGGGACUCGAUGCUCUUCACAAGCUCAAAUUCUCUGAUGGUCUUUCUGCUGAUCAUUUGCUAUUUCAUCAGCUUGAUGUGGCAGAUUCGUCUAGCGUUGCUUCCCUUGCUCAAUUCAUCAAGACUCAGUUUGGAAGGCUUGAUAUCUUGGUGAAUAAUGCAGGAAUUAUUGGAGCUGAUAUAGACUCUGAUGCUUUUAAAGCUGCGAUUGCAGCUGGUGCUGUUGAAGAGGAACGAGCUAAUAAAGCUGACUGGAGCAGUUCGAUCAAAGAGACUCAUGAAUUGGCAGUACAAUGCUUCCAAACAAACUAUUAUGGUGCCAAAAGAAUGAUUGAAGCCUUUGUUCCUCUUCUCCAAUUAUCUCAAUCACCAAGAGUUGUCAACGUUUCCUCAGGCGCGGGAAAGCUAAAGAAUAUACCCAGUGAAUGGGCCAGAGGGAUAUUCACUGAUGUCGACAACCUUACAGAAGAGAGAGUGGAUGAGGUGCUCAAUCAGUACCUGAAAGACUUAAAAGAAGGUUCCAGAGAAGCCAAAGGCUGGCCUUCAUUCCUGUCUUCUUAUACAGUCUCGAAAGCAGCCAUGAAUGCAUACACAAUUGUUGUCGCAAAGAAGCAUCCCCACAUCAAGAUCAAUACUGUCUGUCCUGGUUUUGUCAAAACGGAUAUAAACUUCGAAUCCGGCACAUUGACUGCAGAAGAAGGUGCUGACAGUAUUGUGAGGCUGGCUCUGCUGCCUGAUGAUGGUCCUUCUGGCUUGUUCUUCAUUCGCAGUGAAAUAUCACCUCUUGGAUAGAGAUAAUCCUUCUCAUCUCUUUGCAUUCAUGUGAGAUCAUCCCUACCGGGCCAUAAAUCUAUGCAACACUGUGAUAUUUUUCAUGCAACUUAGACUACAAAAUCACCAAAGAAUGAUGUUUUGAAUCCUUUGUUUUGAUGAAUAAAUCAUAUAUGAGCUUCAUUGUUCGUCAUGCAACAAUUAAUCUUGUCAAGAUCUUCUCUUCUCAACUAAUUUAGUCAUACCUGUGCUAAA
Molecule: messenger RNA, 2285 nt
Organism: Coffea arabica (coffee)
Lineage: Eukaryota; Viridiplantae; Streptophyta; Magnoliopsida; Gentianales; Rubiaceae
Product: (+)-neomenthol dehydrogenase
Cellular component (GO): membrane
Molecular function (GO): oxidoreductase activity, acting on the CH-OH group of donors, NAD or NADP as acceptor
Source: RefSeq, a predicted model, not a curated record